This is a messenger RNA of Plasmodium vinckei vinckei, 480 nucleotides long. RefSeq names its product conserved Plasmodium protein, unknown function. The record is from RefSeq and is a predicted model, not a curated record. The transcript is spliced from 2 exons. Lineage: Eukaryota; Apicomplexa; Aconoidasida; Haemosporida; Plasmodiidae. Bases 1 to 480 code for a protein of 159 amino acids.
AUGGAAAACAAUUCAACAGAACAUGAUCCUUUAGCAGAGUAUCGAAAUAUUAAUAAAAAAAAAUAUGAGGAUAGAAUGAUGAAAGAAAAUGAAGAAUUAGAAAAAGAAAGAAUACAAGAAGAAUUAAAUCAAAAAAUUCAAAAUGAAUAUAAUUAUAAACAGUUACAAAUCGAAAAAGAUAGAGAAUAUUCUAUACAAUAUUAUAAUGCAAUAAAUAAUGUCAACCCAUCUAAUAAUAUACAAACUAAUUAUGGAUCUGUUGUAUUAAAUAAUUAUACAGAGAGAUUAAUAGACCCUUCAAAUUAUUGGUAUCAAGAAAAUGACACAACACAAAGUUUAUUAAAUAAUUCGGAACAUCCAUCAAUUUUUCAUAGAACAAGUAAUAAUUCCUCACUUUUUGGAUGCAGUAAAACACAACUACUUUUAAAUAUUUUUCUUAUUUUUAUUGUCAUUCUAAUUAUUAUUCUGUUCGCUUUUUGA